This is a messenger RNA of Trypanosoma theileri, 2673 nucleotides long. RefSeq names its product PIF1 helicase-like protein. The coding region runs from base 1 to 2673 and encodes 890 amino acids. Gene Ontology annotation, biological process: DNA repair; telomere maintenance. The record is from RefSeq and is a predicted model, not a curated record. Lineage: Eukaryota; Euglenozoa; Kinetoplastea; Trypanosomatida; Trypanosomatidae. The transcript has a single exon. Gene Ontology annotation, molecular function: DNA helicase activity.
AUGAAACUCCGCUUAACUAGACUGCUACUGCAGCGGAAGCCCAGUCCGUCUGUUUGCACAUUACUGCCGUUGUCUGCCCAGGGAGUCCACACUGCUGUUGGAGAAACUCUUCAGAAUGAGUCAAACACCUCCGCCACACAUCAACACGUUUGGAAAUCAGAAGAAGACACCAUUGAUGGGAUUAAUAAUAAAGAAAAGAAAAAGACAUUGUCGCCUCAAUAUAAAUAUUGUAAAUCAACAACAGUGCCACAACAACAACAACGAGAAGAAAAAGAGAGAAGAGAGUUCUGUUACUCUUUUGAAAUCCCAUCAUCUGUUUCUAAGAUUUCUGAGGAGACUCCCAUAAAAACAAGAAAGAAAGAGGAUAAAUAUAAAAAAUCCAGCAAAGAAGAUGCUUUUGAAGGGGUGGAUGUUCCUGCAGAAAAAGAAGAAGUACUUCGAUUAGCAUUGGAUGGGGCUUCACUCUUUAUUGGCGGAGAUGCGGGAACAGGGAAAUCUUUUUUACUGGGUUACAUUAGAAAACACCUUGAAUCUAAAAACUUACGCGUGGCCGUUACGGCAUCUACUGGAAUAGCCGCAUUAGCAAGUGGUGGAAAUACAUUUCAUGGAACUUUUGGAGUUCCUGUUUUCUCUUGUGAUGAAAAAGAUUUAUCUUCUAUUAGCCUAUCUUCACUUAUUCGAUAUGAUGCAGAUUUACUCUCUACGCUAGAUGUUAUUAUCGUAGAUGAAGUCUCAAUGCUGCAUGCAGGAUACAUUGAAGCCCUUGAUCUCGCAGCACGUGCGGCUCCCGGGAGAACACCACAAUUGCCAUUUGGAGGAAUUCAAGUAAUACUUUCUGGUGAUUUUAUGCAGCUUAUGCAUGGUAAUACAGGGAAGAAAUCUGCGCGGGAGAGUAUUAUUUGCUCCGGUGUAGAGAGAAAGGAUAAAGAUAUUCAAACCUCAUUGAUAACACCACCUAAAGAUUCUAAUGUAUCUAAUAAUGGUAAGCAUUAUAAGAAUGAUACGGAUCAAAUAGAAAAGAUUGGUUUCAAUCGUAAUGGUAGUAAUUAUUCAGUAAAGAACCGACGUCGUUUACUGCGAUAUUACCACACUCGUCCUCUCUUUGAAAGUCCUGUAUUUCAAAAAUGUUUAAUUCAUAUAUGGCUAAAUGAGCCCUCACGACAUAUUGAAGAUGUUGAUUUUCUUAAUGAUCUUAGAAAAUUACGUCGUGGUAUUCUUACAUAUCGUCUCUCACGUUCUGCUAUUUUAAACCCGGCGGAUCCAAACGCUAUUCAUCUCUUUCCCACAAGGCGUGCGGUGAGUGCAUUUAACGAUGCGAAGAUGUUUAAACUAGAAGGAGAGGAACGAUGUUUUCGUAGUGAACUUCAGGUCACAAGUUCUACAAACCCAAAUGGGAAUUCUAUCAGCGCAACGAGUAAAAGAUCUCGUAAAAUGCAUUCUGAAAUUCUCGUUAUUCAUUUUCACAGUAAAUCCUUUCAUUCUGUAAACUGGCGCAGACGAGCAGAAGAGUUUGUUUGCAAUUUAUCUUCACAGUGUGAACUAAAAGACACUUUUAAUUUGAUGAUUCCUCCUGUUUCUUCCCGACACGCCCGUCACCUCUCAGUAUACGUGCGAUUUACCGAAGAAGUAAAAGGUGGGGCUGUGAAGGCGAUGUUUACACUCCAAUCUGCAAUUGCCAAUCACUUUCAGGGAAACUCAAAGGAGGCUGCUGCUGCACGAAAACUUUGGGGAAAUGUUUUUAUAGAAGUACGUCAGGGUGACUACAUGGAACGUUUUAUGCGAUCUGCAUUGGAACGUCGAUAUGCCAAGAUCAUACAAAAUGAUCAUGUACUUCAGCAUAAGCGGUUAAAGAUUGGUUGUCGAGUGAUGCUAUUACGUAAUCUUAACACGCAAUACGUUAAUGGAUCCCUUGGAACGGUUGUUAGUUUUCAAUCUCUUCGUCAUGUUCGUCAUCUUGUUCCCACCGAACUGAAAGUACUUCUUUCAUGGAAGGAGUACACCGUCCUGCGUGAACAAAAACCAAAUUCCACUUCUAAUGCUUUGGAAAAAACAAAUCUUGGAGCAGACGCACUUCUUCUUCUUCCUUCUGAGAAUAAUAAUAAUGAUAUGAGUAAGAAUAACGAGAAUAACAAGAGUGAAUCUAGCGAUGUGAUCAACGACUAUAAUGAUAGUAAUAAUAAUAAUGAUGAUAUUGUUAUUCCUGUUGUGAAGAUGGACUCGGAUGGUAAAGAGGUGGCCAUUCCAUUUAUUUCUGUUCCACUUUUGGAGGGAUGGCGUGAAGGUUUUUGUGCUGUUCGUAUCACUGUUAUGCCAAUCACACCAGCCUAUGCAUACACUGUGCACAAAAUCCAGGGAUUGACAUUUGAUCAUCCCAUUCUCUUUGAUGGUAGUGGUUUUUUCCCAUGCGAUCACCUUAUCUAUGUUGCGGCCAGUCGUGUACGUCGAUUUUCACAAUUUCGUAUGAUUAAUGUCUCUCCGCAGAUGAUAUCUGUAAACCGCGACGCCCAACAGUUUGUGUCUAGUGUUCCCUCAGCAGAGAAGGGAGCGGCGCGUUGGAAAAGGUGGAAAAAUACAACGAAACAGUUCUCAGAAACAGAGAUGUCAUCACAGGAGCUUUCACUGUUUCGCGCAACUUGGAAAGUGCAUCCAAGUAGUAUAUCGAAGUCGAAGUAG